AUUAUUAUUGUAUUAUACGCACGGUCGUUUAUCGGCCGGUUCAAUCGUAACGAUUGUUAUAAUAAUAAUAAUAAUAAUAUGUCAGUAAUUUUCCAACAAUGACCGUGGUGGGUGUAUGGUAUUGUACGUGUAUUAUAGUACAAAAAUCUGUGAUAUUUCCAGGUUGUUUUAUAUCGUGUGCUCAUUAAACGGAAGAUUAUUCUAAAACAACGUCGUCCGUUCUAAAUCGAUUCGUUAUAACAAUAUUAAUAUUAUGACUGGUGCCGCGAGGAUGAUUCAAAUGCUGCCCUUGUGCGUUUUGCUCGUGCUCCAGUUUUUAUCCGACCGACUGACCACCGCCGAGCCUGCUACCAACACGACGGUUCUCGAUGUCACCGCAGUUGAAUACAAUUUUUUUGACCACAACUAUCACUUGAUGGACAAAAAUAACUUGACGAUUUCAGGCAACAAAUCGUUGAUUGUGUUUGUGCAUGGAUUUAGAUCAAGCCCUCGGACUGGUGUUGUAGCAGAUUUGGGAAAAUCGCUGGUGCAGUAUACGGACUCCAAUGUGGUUUUAGUCGAUUGGUCAAAGUGGACCCAGAAAUUGGAUUACGUGGAUGUGGUAUUUCGAUUACCGACAGUUGCUACCUAUCUGGUCGACUGGUUGUACAGUUUGCGUGACCGCGGUAUCGUACAGAGCUUUGACGAUGUCACAUUGAUCGGCCAUAGUUUGGGGGCUCAGUUGAUUGGUUACACGGGCCACAGGUUGAACGGGACAAUCAAGAGAGUUAUAGCUCUUGAUCCGGCACAGCCUAAUUUCAAAGACAGUCAGAAAAAUGAAAGAGUUGACGUGAACAGUGCUCAGUUCGUAAUGGUGUUGCACACGUCGACCAUGUUCUUGGGCUUGAGAGAGCCAGUGGGUCAUGUGGAUUUUUACUUCAAUGGUGGCCAAAUACAACCGUCGUGCAACUCCGAUACAGUUUGCGGUCAUGUAGUAGUUCUAAACUAUUUGGCGGAUUCGUUGAAAAAUUCAAAUGAAUUUAAGGCAUACCGGUGUCAGACGUUAAGCGAUUGCGAGAAAAAAAUCGUUGAUAACAAAGAACCGACUAUUAACAUGGACAUAUACAUGCCAAAUUCAACCAGAGGAUUGUAUUCCAUAAUACCAUGCAAAAAAAAUUUCAGAAUGUACUCACGUUUCUUUUUACACUAAAGUGUAAAGAUUUGGAAGAAAAUUUACUUUAUCAUUGUUCAAAGUAAGAACUGUAACUGAUUUUUACAUAAACGUAUAUACUACUCGAAGCGUAUAAUGUAUGCGAUGUUUUAUUUGGCACUUUAUUUUUUUUUAUCACAUAAUAUUAAUUAAAUUUAAGUCAUAUUAUUCGUAUACGUCACACAGGUCCUUUAUUUGUCUAUUUAAUAUAUAGUUAUCUCCUUAAUAAAUAAUGUGAGGAAUACAAAAAUAUUAUACAGUACACCUUAAAAAUAGAUAAUUAAAUAAAUAAAUAGAACAUCAUUUUAUUUAACAGUUUUCCGUAUUAUGGCCACAUUGAUGGUGGUUGUAUAAUAUUAGAAAUAUAUGGAUGCAUGUGCAAUA
Acyrthosiphon pisum (pea aphid) is the source of this 1573-nucleotide messenger RNA. RefSeq names its product lipase member H. Gene Ontology annotation, biological process: lipid catabolic process. Gene Ontology annotation, molecular function: serine hydrolase activity; lipase activity. NCBI's taxonomy places the organism in Eukaryota, Metazoa, Arthropoda, Insecta, Hemiptera, Aphididae. The coding region runs from base 254 to 1189 and encodes 311 amino acids. The transcript has 8 exons. The record is from RefSeq and is a predicted model, not a curated record.